AUGUCGGGCUACCCACACCACCCGCCGGGCGCCACCCCGCUGUCCCGAGCCCGGAGCCUCGUCAUUCCCGACGAUGACAAACUCGAAGAUCUUGAAGAGGCAAAUCCGUCCCUCACAGAAUUUCUGAAAGCCAAGAACCUCAGCUUGUCCAAAGAAGAUAUAACUGGCAGAAUUUAUUCAAAUGAAGCCUCGAGGCACCCAGUGAGACUCGACCACGACUCUCCGGCCAACCAGCCGGUGGCGUAUAGUCUGGAAUAUCAGCAGCCAUUUUUCCAAGACCCAACAGGGGCUGACAACCUCCUGGACGAGGAGGAAGACGAGGAUGACCGGUGGACCGGGUCCUACCUGCCGUCCGCCAUGGAGCAGACGCACUCUGCCAGGGUCGCUGCCGGCACGCCGCCCGGUGGCAUGUACCUGCCAUUCUUCUCCACCCCGUUGGAGCGGAUGGGGUCCAAGGGUCUGCCCUCGUGGACACUGAGUGGCACAGACGCUCGUGUGUUACCAGCGGGGAGUCCGGGCACAGACUUUGCAGCUCACGGAGAGUCUCUGGGAGACCGGCACCUACGGUCGCUUCAGUUAAGUUAUGAGGCACUGAAAGAUGAAAAUUCCAAGCUAAGAAGAAAGCUGAACGAGGUUCAGCGCUUCUCUGAAACUCAGACAGAAAUGGUGAGGACACUUGAGCGGAAAUUAGAAGCAAAAAUGAUCAAGGAGGAGAAUAACUACCAUGACCUGGAGUCGGUGGUGCAGAAGGUGGAGCAGAACCUGGAGCUCAUGACAAAACGGGCUGUAAAAGCCGAAACUCACAUCAUGAAACUGAAGCAGGAAAUACAUUUGCUCCAGGCUCAGGUCUCCAACUUCAAACACGAGAACGAAGCUCUGCGCUCAGGCCACGGUGCCAGCUUGAACGUUGUGAAGCAGAACACCGAUGUGGCCUUGGAGAACCUCCACGUCGUCAUGAACAGCGCACAGGCCUCCAUAAAGCAGCUGGCUUCUGGAGCAGAAACGUUGAAUCUUGUUGCCGAAAUCCUCAAAUCUAUAGACAAAAUUUCUGAAAUUAAAGACGAGGAGGAGGACUCCUGA
This is a messenger RNA of Nycticebus coucang (slow loris), 1080 nucleotides long. Its product is annotated as endosome-associated-trafficking regulator 1-like. Gene Ontology annotation, biological process: positive regulation of protein localization to cilium; regulation of cytokinesis; positive regulation of cilium assembly. Gene Ontology annotation, cellular component: recycling endosome; early endosome; ciliary basal body. The record is from RefSeq and is a predicted model, not a curated record. Bases 1 to 1080 code for a protein of 359 amino acids. Lineage: Eukaryota; Metazoa; Chordata; Mammalia; Primates; Lorisidae. The transcript has a single exon.